Molecule: messenger RNA, 2121 nt
Organism: Sander lucioperca (pikeperch)
Lineage: Eukaryota; Metazoa; Chordata; Actinopteri; Perciformes; Percidae
Product: very long-chain acyl-CoA synthetase-like
Exons: 10
Coding region: 42-1904 (620 amino acids)
Molecular function (GO): long-chain fatty acid-CoA ligase activity; long-chain fatty acid transmembrane transporter activity
Source: RefSeq, a predicted model, not a curated record
GCACUCUUGCAGCCGGACUGGCACGUUUCUUCUGAUUUAUAAUGAGUGCAUAUAUUCUAUACACCGCUCUUGCAGGCUUGGCACUUUUGCUGUUAUUGCUUUACUUGAGAAACCCUUAUAUUUGUCAAGAUUUAAGUUACACGAUUACUGCAAUCAAAAUUGCUAUACGCAUGAGCAAAUUCAAGAAGCAGAAACCCUUUUACAGUAUUUUGGAUUGUUUUCUGGAUCAAGUGGCGAGGCAGCCACAUAAGAAGUUCAUAGUUUUCGAGGAAAGCUCCUACACUUACAGCCAGGCCGACAAAGAAAGCAACAGAGUGGCCAGAGCUCUGUCCAAGCAUGCUCAGCUGAAGGAGGGGGACACGGUGGCCCUCUUCCUGGGCAACGAGCCUCAGUUUGUGUGGAUCUGGCUCGCACUGACCAAGCUGGGAUGCAACGCUUCUUUACUGAACUACAACAUCCGUUCCAAAUCUUUGCUGCACUGCUUUUCUUGCUGUGAAGCCAAGGUCCUGGUUGCUGGCGCUGACUUGCGAGGGGCUGUAGAGGAGGUGUUGCCUACCCUGAACCAGCAGGGUGUCCGUGUGUUUAUCCUCAGCGAGGACUGUGAUGUGGAGGGCAUUGAAAGCCUCUCUGAUAAAAUUCAGCAGGCCUCAGACCAGCCUCUGUCACCUCAGCUGAGGGCCAACAUUAACCUUAAGAGUCCUGCGCUGUAUAUCUACACCUCUGGAACCACAGGGCUUCCCAAGGCAGCUGUAAUCAACCAUGAGAGGCUAUGGAUGGCAUCUUUUGUUCAGGCUGUUGCUGGCGUACGUUCAGACGAUAUCAUCUACGUUUACCUGCCUCUUUACCACAGUUCUGGCUUUCUGAUGGGACUUUGUGGGGCCAUAGAAAAAGGCAUCACUGUUGUUUUAAGACGUAAAUUCUCUGCCUCCCACUUCUGGAAUGACUGUAGAAAGUACAAUGUGACUGUUAUUCAGUACAUCGGAGAAAUUAUGCGCUACCUUUGCAACACACCAAAGAGAGACAAUGACAGAGAUCAUAAAGUCCGAUUGGCUUUGGGGAACGGGAUAAGGGCCGACACCUGGACUGAUUUCCUGCAGCGAUUUGGGGCCAUACGCAUCUGUGAAUGCUAUGGAGCGACAGAAGGAAAUAUUGGCUUUGUCAACUACGCUGGCAAAGUUGGAGCUAUUGGCAAAGAGAAUUUUCUCCACAAAAUGGGAUGUCCGUAUGCCCUCAUAAGGUACGACACAGAGAAAGAGGAGCCAGUCAAAGACUCCCGAGGAUUUUGCAUUGAAGUCCCCAGAGGAGAGACCGGUUUGUUGAUAGCUAGGAUUGCAGAAAGAUCACCUUUCAUCGGCUACGCCAAGAACAGUCAGCAGACAGAGAAGAAGAAGGUGAGAGAUGUGUUUGUGAAGGGAGACCUCUACUUUAACAGUGGUGACCUUCUAAAGAUAGACAACGAGGGAUUUGUCUUCUUUCAAGACCGCAUUGGAGACACUUUCAGGUGGAAAGGAGAAAAUGUGGCAACCACAGAGGUGGCUGAUCAUUUGCUCAUGGUGGACUGCAUUAAAGAGGCUAAUGUCUAUGGUGUGAAGGUGCCAGGACACGAGGGAAGAAUUGGAAUGGCAGCACUGACGCUCAAAGAAAACAUGGACUUUGACGGCAAAGCUGCAUAUCAGCACGUCAAAAACUUCCUCCCCAGCUACGCAAGACCACGCUUCAUCCGCAUACAGGAUGCACUGGUAGUAACUGGGACGUUUAAGCAAAUGAAGGUGAAGCUGGGAGAGGAGGGCUUUAACCCAGCCGUCAUCAGGGACCCUUUGUUCUACCUGGAGGACAACAAGGGCUACGUACCUAUGACUCAGGAGAUAUUCAGCUCCAUCGCAGAGGGAAGAAUCAGGCUCUGAAUGAGUUCAGUGUUUAUUAUUGGAUUGUCAACCUCAAAAUAAUACAUUUGAUUUGUGGGUAUUAAUUGAUACAGGAUGCCAAAUAAUGAUAAAUGACCUGCACAUUGAGCGUGUUUAUGUACAGUAAAUUUCUUAAGCUUCUUGUGGGGAAUAUUGUGUACUGAAAUAUUUCAAAGGAUAUCAUUUAGUUUGAAACCGUUUUUAAUAAAAAAUAUUU